Messenger RNA from Triticum aestivum (bread wheat), 763 nucleotides. RefSeq lists its product as uncharacterized. The record is from RefSeq and is a predicted model, not a curated record. The transcript has 3 exons. NCBI's taxonomy places the organism in Eukaryota, Viridiplantae, Streptophyta, Magnoliopsida, Poales, Poaceae. Bases 92 to 529 code for a protein of 145 amino acids.
UGGGCGCAAACCCGCCCCCAGCGCCGAGUGCAUCGCCGGCUCGCCUCCAGGGGGCGAUUUUUAUGCGUCCUUGGGGGGCCAACGGCUGGAGAUGCCCUUAUACUUCGACGUUCCAAGUAAAUUAGCCCCAAUGUACCCCCUUCUCAACCCCACCAAUAAUGGAACUGUCUACUUUGCGGCUGGCAAGCUCCGUGAGAACCGGAGCAACGGGAUGUGCAUCCCAACAGGAGCAGAAUAUCUACUCGAGCUCGACAUAUGGUGCAACGUCCGUGAGAGUAUAAUUUCUCUUGUGGACCGUUUUGACGAGCCUGUCAUCCCCAACUUCGUCGCUUCCAAUUUCUGCCAGUACGCUCGUGUCGUAGAUCUCGAUUCUCACAUCUUGAUGAUGGAGAUGAGGAAGCAGCAGUCUUCCAAGGAACAUGAUGGACGAGCUGAUCUUCCAGCUCAUUAUUAUUUUAACUCAAGACUAGCCCAGUCAGGCAUUGUAGACACCGUUCCAGAGCACCAUUCUGGAGUUAUCAUGGAGUGAUAUCCUUCCUCCGGAGUUGCAUGGCUUGAAGAGAAACAAUGUUGUCUUGCAGAUGUCGCAGCACUUAGAACAAGCGGAGUGUCGUUGAAAUUGCAUAACUUACUUUCUUGUCAUUUUCUUCUAUUGAAACUUUCCGACUGUCAUGAGUGUUGAAAAUUUAGCUUUUGUCAUGACUUGAUAAUUCAGAGAUGAGCGACCGAAGUAUAAAUUAUUGCACAUGGAAGUUGACUUUAU